Molecule: messenger RNA, 2203 nt
Organism: Trichogramma pretiosum
Lineage: Eukaryota; Metazoa; Arthropoda; Insecta; Hymenoptera; Trichogrammatidae
Gene: beta3GalTII
Product: beta-1,3-galactosyltransferase 6
Exons: 2
Coding region: 211-1161 (316 amino acids)
Biological process (GO): glycosaminoglycan biosynthetic process
Cellular component (GO): membrane
Molecular function (GO): UDP-galactosyltransferase activity
Source: RefSeq, a predicted model, not a curated record
AAUGCAUUAGCCGUAAACACAAGUGUGUCAAAUUGUUCAGCCACUCCGCAUUAGCAGCAGUGCGGUGACAGCAGCCGACGCACACGCGCGUCGCACAUAGUGUUGUGUGUUGCGGUGGUCCAUGCAUAAAUGAAGUCUCGGAAACGACAAUCGUACCGGCAUUAGUGGCAGAAAACAUCAAAUAAAACAUCGCCCGAAGCCGCGGUGAACAUGCCGAAACUCAAAUUCGGUUUGUUCCCAGUGAUCGGGUUCGUGCUCUUGGGCAUCCUCACGACUCAUUAUCUGUGCAUACGCAGAUGCGGCGACUCGGCUGUCACCGCGAAAUCCGAUCAGCAGAGUUACCGCCUCGUCGUGCUGGUGCUAAGCGCGCCCGAGAACUUGGAGCAACGGGACACCAUAAGAAAAACUUGGCUAGCCGGCAGGUCGCCCGAUGUCAAAGCUUACUUCGCCAUCGGCCUGAUGAACCUCAGGCCGGAGCAAAAGUUGACCCUCGAAUCGGAGCAUAAAAAGCACGGUGAUUUAUUGAUGCUGCCGAGACUGUAUGACUCUUACAAUACCAUUACGAAGAAGGUGCUGCAGAGCUUGACUUAUAUACAUCAGAAUCAUGAAUUUGAAUUCUUGUUGAAAGCUGACGAUGACAGCUUUGCUCUGAUAGAUCAAAUUUUGAGAGAACUGAAUAGGUGGCAACUGAAGGGUACCAAAAGGGAAUUGUACUGGGGAUACUUUGAUGGUCGAGCUAGAGUAAAGAGAAGCGGGCCUUGGAAAGAGACUGAUUGGUUUUUGUGUGAUUUAUACUUACCGUAUGCACUUGGUGGAGGAUACAUUCUAUCCUACAACCUUGUUACAUUUAUUGCAGAUAAUGCUGACUAUUUGAAACUGUAUAAUUCAGAGGAUGUGUCGAUGGGACUUUGGCUAGCUCCUGUCAGUAAUAUAGAACGUCGUCAUGAUACUAGAUUUGACACAGAAUACAGAUCUAGAGGCUGUUCAAAUCAAUAUCUAGUCACUCACAAGCAAAGUAUGGAUGAUAUGCGUAAACUGCAUGAAUCCUAUACUCGUUAUGGUUACAUGUGUUCUCAUGAAGUGAGCAAUUAUCUUGGAUAUCAGUAUAAUUGGACUGUCCCACCAAGUCAGUGCUGUGAAAGAAGACCAGGCAUCGCUUAAAUUUAAUAUUUAGCUAUUUCAAACCAAAUUAAAAUUACCUAUCCAAUGUUUUUUUCCAGUCAAUUAACAAAAAAAAAACAUUUUUACCAUGUGAUAAUUCAUCAUUAUUAUGAUCCUGAUAAAAGUUGGAUGUAUCUUCAUUGAGUGCCAUAAUGGCAGACUUUUAUACUUUAAAACAGCUAAAAAUGAGCUUCAUUUUUUCUGCUAAAACUUCGAAAAAAAAUAGGUACUUUGAUUUUAUCGUCAUUCCAAUUAUACGCUUAUUGUAGAAUUAAAAUCAAUCUAUUUCGUGAUUGUUAUUGUAUACUCUUUCAACUAGUGAUUUUUAUCUAAUAUUAUAUUGUAAUCAACUUUAAACUCAAUAUUCUCUAGUCUAAAAAGUAUACAAUUUAUUGAAGAUCUUUUCUAGUGUAAUCAUGAAUUUCUGGUGCCUCUUCUAAUUUUUAUAGAUAGAAAAGGGUAUGCUUUGAGCGAAACUUUAAACAAGGGCAUUUGUACGCUCUUGCAGUCUUGAACCUUAAUAUUUAAUAUGUAUAUCAGAAAAUAAGUUGAAAAAAAUCCAUUCGAGUUUUGAUUUCAGAAAGUUUUUGAAUGUGGAAAUUUCAAUACCCUCACAAAGAUUUUAUCAAAAUUUCCGUACCACAUUUUUUUUUAAACGUUUCAUUAUGAAUAUUAUGUAAAUAUAAUGUACAUACAAAAUAAAGUUACUCCAUAGGGUUUAGUUGAAAACUGCCUUAUUAUAAAUCAAAUAAAUACAUUUGUGUAAUAUUUAAUAUUUUUAUUGUAAUAAAGAGUAUUAAAAUAAUAAAGUAAACAAUUGUAAUGCACUUAGAUAAUUUACAUACGUGUAUUAACAGUAUAAAUCAUUCAUAUCUAGUCUUUUAAAUUUCAUGUAAAAAAAUGUAUCUAAUGCCUUUAAUUGAAACCAUUUUCUAUAAGAAAUGUACAAAAUUUGUCUCUCUGUCCACAUAAACAUUUUAUAACUAUAAUAUACAAAUCAACUUCAUGGGACAGAAAUAUAAACACAAUUUACAAAUUAAAA